Messenger RNA from Peromyscus californicus insignis, 3102 nucleotides. It is a transcript of the gene Eno3, whose product is annotated as enolase 3. Gene Ontology annotation, cellular component: phosphopyruvate hydratase complex. The record is from RefSeq and is a predicted model, not a curated record. The transcript has 11 exons. Gene Ontology annotation, biological process: glycolytic process. The coding region runs from base 338 to 1975 and encodes 545 amino acids. Gene Ontology annotation, molecular function: magnesium ion binding; phosphopyruvate hydratase activity. Lineage: Eukaryota; Metazoa; Chordata; Mammalia; Rodentia; Cricetidae.
UUCCUGCAGUGCUGCCGAUGGAUGGACAGAGCGGCCGCCACAGUGUCAUCAUCCCCUUCUAGAGUCCAUUCAUGGUUUCCCACCCCCCACUCGUGAUAGAACACCAUUCUGUGAUAGGCAAGGCUUGAGCUCUGAAGCGCGAACCGUCGGUCGGUGGGGGAAAAGGCUCCUGACCACCAGUUUUCACGCUGGGCCCUAAGUGCUGCCCCAGCACUAUCUGCCGGGCGCCGGGCCAGUCGGUGCUCAGGGCCCGUCUAUAUUCGUCUCCUGGCCUCUCUCCUCGCCCUUCGCUGGCCAAGAGAGGGUAGGGUGGUGGAGUGGUGCCGAAGUGGCCGUUAUGAGGACCCUGAGAAGUGAAAGCGCUCGCCUUCUAUGGCGGAGGGGUGUCAACUUUAGACCACAGAGCUUGCUCAGCAUCACUGAUUCCUUCCCCCAACUGUGUGGCCUGCACCGCCUGCCUCCAAUCAUGGCCAUGCAAAAAAUCUUUGCCCGAGAAAUCCUGGACUCCAGGGGCAACCCCACAGUGGAGGUGGACCUGCACACCGCCAAGGGUCGAUUCCGAGCAGCUGUGCCCAGCGGCGCUUCCACGGGUAUCUAUGAAGCACUGGAACUAAGAGAUGGAGACAAAUCCCGCUAUCUGGGGAAAGGAGUGCUCAAGGCUGUGGAGCACAUCAACAAGACCCUAGGCCCCGCACUGCUGGAGAAGAAACUAAGCGUUGUGGAUCAAGAAAAAGUUGACAAAUUUAUGAUUGAGCUGGACGGGACAGAGAAUAAGUCCAAGUUUGGGGCCAAUGCCAUCCUGGGUGUGUCCUUGGCUGUGUGUAAGGCGGGAGCAGCUGAGAAAGGGGUCCCUCUCUACCGACACAUCGCAGAUCUUGCAGGGAAUCCUGAUCUCGUACUUCCUGUGCCUGCCUUCAACGUGAUCAAUGGGGGCUCUCAUGCUGGAAACAAGCUGGCUAUGCAGGAGUUCAUGAUCCUCCCAGUGGGAGCCAGCUCCUUCAAAGAAGCCAUGCGCAUUGGCGCCGAGGUCUACCACCACCUCAAGGGGGUCAUCAAGGCCAAGUAUGGGAAGGACGCCACCAAUGUGGGGGACGAGGGCGGCUUUGCACCCAACAUCCUGGAGAACAAUGAGGCCCUGGAGCUGCUAAAGACAGCCAUUCAGGCAGCUGGUUACCCAGACAAGGUGGUAAUUGGCAUGGAUGUGGCAGCAUCUGAAUUCUAUCGCAAUGGGAAGUAUGAUCUGGACUUCAAGUCACCUGACGAUCCUGCACGGCACAUCAGUGGGGAGAAGCUUGGGGAGCUGUACAAGAACUUCAUCAAGAACUAUCCCGUGGUCUCCAUUGAAGACCCCUUUGACCAGGAUGACUGGGCCACAUGGACCUCAUUCCUCUCUGGAGUGGACAUCCAGAUUGUGGGAGAUGACCUUACAGUCACCAACCCCAAGAGGAUCGCUCAGGCUGUUGAGAAGAAGGCCUGCAAUUGCCUGCUACUGAAGGUCAACCAGAUUGGCUCAGUGACAGAGUCCAUCCAGGCCUGCAAACUGGCACAGUCUAAUGGCUGGGGGGUGAUGGUGAGCCACCGCUCUGGGGAGACUGAAGACACUUUCAUUGCUGACCUCGUGGUGGGACUCUGCACAGGACAGAUCAAGACUGGUGCCCCAUGUCGUUCAGAGCGUUUGGCCAAAUACAACCAGCUUAUGAGGUACAGUGGGUACAGAAGCCUGUGGGGAGAGGAAGGCGCUCCUGGGCUAGAAGGGAGCAGCUCUGAUUUUUGUAUUAUAGGAUUGAGGAGGCUCUUGGAGACAAAGCUGUCUUCGCUGGACGAAAGUUCCGUAAUCCAAAGGCCAAAUGAGAAGCUGGAGGCUCCGGGACACCAAAGAACAGACACAGGCCUUCAAGCCCUUCUCCCUGAAAUAAACACUGCCAAACGAGACCACGGUGUGCUCCUUGGAAGGAAGGAGGGAAAGGCUGAUUAGCUAGCUGGGAAGGACAGGCAGUGGACAGGCGGCAGGAGGAAGAGACAGAGAAUGACAUGUAACAGGCUGUGACAAGGAAGUGAGGAAUUGGAAAGCUCGGUGGAUGUAAAAGAGAAAUUCACACUUUGGAAUGAAGAUAGAAAAAGCAAAUUCUGUAUGUGAAAAGGAGCUGGAGCGGUGUCUAUGGAGUGAGAGACAGCGACUGAGUGGUCAGAAGUGGAUGGAGAGGGACUGAGGGUCCUGAUGCUCCCAGCAGGAGAGGGGUCUGAAGCAGGAUGCAGCCAGACUGAGUCCUUUGUGAGGAUAAAUGAUAAUGAGAUCAUUUACCACUUCAGUGGAGCUUGUGAGGAUCUGGAAGUGUUCACAAUACUUGAUGUUAUUGCCUUACAUAAGCCUUGAAACAGUCCUAUCAGACAUACACCAUUCUUGUCCCAUUUUCACACACAAGGAAACCAAGACACGAAGAGUUAAAUAUUCCUUAUUCAACACAGCAGAGUUAGCAACUGGUAGGGCCAGGACACAAAGCCAGGCCAUUUGGCUUCAGCCUUAAAAUACUGUAUCUUAGCUGGGCGUGGUAGCUCACAUCUAUAAUCUCAGGCCUUGGGAGGUAGAGAAGGGAUAACAAAUUUCAAGGCAGCUUGGACUAUGUAAUAAGACCCUGUCUCAAAAUUCCAAGCUUAGGGGGCUGGAGAGAUGGCUCAGUGGUUAAGGGCACUUGUUGCUCUUACAAGCACCAGGGUUCAGCUCCCAGCACUGACCUGGUGGCUCACAACUAUCAGUAACUCCAGUUCUAGGGGCUCCAAUGCCCUCUUCUGACCACCACAGGCACCAGGCAUGCACAUGGUGCACACCUUUACAUGCAGGUAAAAUACUCAUACACAUAAAUUAAAAAAAACCCAAAACUCCAUCCCAGCUUAGUGAUAAGAGUGCUUGCCCAGUAUUCACGAGGCCCAGAGUUCAAUAUCUAGCACCACAAAAUAAAUAAAAAUAAACCUGAAAGUCACAAUAACAGUGCUAAUAAUUGGCCAUCUUUAGCUUAUACAAACAGCAACUUCAUACUGUUCAAUCUAAAAUUAUUCUCUUCUCUGCCUAUGGACCUAGUAUCCACAUUUCUAUGUGCAAAUCAG